AUGGCAUACGCAGGAGAUUGGUGCCUCAUUGAAAGCGAUCCAGGCGUUUUCACCGAAUUAAUUAAGAGAUUUAAUGUUAGAGGUAUACAAGUCGAAGAAGUAUGGAGUUUAGACGCACAGACAUUGGAAGAAUUAAAGCAUGUGUUUCAAGCUUGGCAACCUGUAUAUGGUUUAAUUUUUCUUUUCAAAUGGCAAGGCAAUAAUGACAGUUCUGGAGCACACCCGGAUGCAGAUUUAAGCAUUGAUGAUAGUGUAGUUAAUAAUGCAUGUGCUACUCAAGCGAUCUUAUCCAUCUUGCUUAAUUGUCCAUCGAUUGAUCUGGGUCCAGAUUUACAAGAGUUCAAAGAGUUUACAAGAGAAUUUAAUCCAUACGACAAAGGUUUGGCAAUGACCAACAGUGAAAUUCUUCGUUCCGUCCAUAACAGCUUUUCUCGAUCUGAUCCAUUCAUUAUGGAUUCAUCUGAGUCAUCCUCGUCCGAAAAAGAAGAUAUUUUUCACUUUAUUUCAUAUGUUCCUAUACAUGGUGCUCUUUAUGAGUUAGAUGGUCUUAGUAAUGGUCCUGUAAAUCUAGGUCCAUGUACCGAUGAUGACUGGCUGGAAAAAGUUCGUCCAGUAAUACAAGAACGUAUGGCACGUUAUGCUUCAGCUGAGAUUCGAUUUAAUUUAUUGGCUCUUAUCAAAAAUCGGGAAGAUGUGUAUAAAAUGCGUCUUGAAACUGAUAUAAGUUUCGAAGAAAGAGAGGAAUUAUUACACAAGAUUGAAUUAGAAAAUAUCAAGUUUAAAAGAUAUGAGCGUGAAAACUCUUUACGUAAACAUAACUUUAUUCCAUUUAUAUACAACAUUAUUCGAAUCUUAGCAGAGCGUGGUGAAUUGGAUGCACGUAUAGAACAUGCUAAAAAAGAGAUGACCAAGAGGAAAAAGGAACGUGCAGAGAAGAAAAAAAAUGCCGAGGCUUCAGGCAGUAAGAAUUAA
Dentiscutata erythropus is the source of this 972-nucleotide messenger RNA. NCBI's taxonomy places the organism in Eukaryota, Fungi, Glomeromycota, Glomeromycetes, Diversisporales, Gigasporaceae. The record is from the annotation of a GenBank genome assembly.